AUGGACACAGAUUCAGAUGGUUAUUUAAAUUAUUAUGAAGCUAAAACAGCUAUGAAAGCUUUGGGGUUAAGAAUAAAUAAAUCUUUUGUUUUAUCGACUAUUCGCAUGUACGAUAAACGUGGUGAUAGUAAAAUUAGUUUUGAUGAUUUUUAUUUCGUCGAGUCUUUCAUAGACAAAAUUAGAUUGGAAGAUUUACAAAGAAUUAAUAAUAAAAUUGGUUCUAAUCUGACCAUCGAUGAGAUGCAGCUUAUGAUCAAAGAAUUUGAUAGGAAUCAAGAUGAUUCUAUUGACGAAGCUGAAUUCAUUGAAAUGAUGACUGAGUCAUAA
Molecule: messenger RNA, 327 nt
Organism: Polistes canadensis
Lineage: Eukaryota; Metazoa; Arthropoda; Insecta; Hymenoptera; Vespidae
Product: cell division control protein 31-like
Exons: 3
Coding region: 1-327 (108 amino acids)
Biological process (GO): spindle pole body duplication
Cellular component (GO): microtubule organizing center
Molecular function (GO): calcium ion binding; microtubule binding
Source: RefSeq, a predicted model, not a curated record